Molecule: messenger RNA, 96 nt
Organism: Caenorhabditis briggsae
Lineage: Eukaryota; Metazoa; Nematoda; Chromadorea; Rhabditida; Rhabditidae
Exons: 1
Coding region: 1-96 (31 amino acids)
Source: RefSeq, a predicted model, not a curated record
AUGGAAGAGAGUCCUACAUUUUUGAGAAUGCGAAUGCUUAGAAAAAAAAUGGGAGGAAGAGAACUCAUUGAGUCACUCAAAGAGGCACUUGUUUAA